Strongylocentrotus purpuratus (purple sea urchin) is the source of this 3546-nucleotide messenger RNA. RefSeq lists its product as uncharacterized. Bases 250 to 2157 code for a protein of 635 amino acids. Gene Ontology annotation, biological process: cellular response to lipopolysaccharide; regulation of transcription by RNA polymerase II. The record is from RefSeq and is a predicted model, not a curated record. The transcript has 13 exons. Lineage: Eukaryota; Metazoa; Echinodermata; Echinoidea; Camarodonta; Strongylocentrotidae.
AUGAAGUGAGCACUGACAAAAUCUACACAGUAGAACGAAAGGGCAUAUCAUUGAGUCAAGCUACAUGCAUUUAGUAUUCUAUAGAGCAGCAAACGACAUUACAUGUAUUGAUACUAGUACAAUUGGAUGCAUUUUGAGGAUUUAACAUUUCUGCGUGUGUAAUGUGGGUGCAAUUCAGCAACUCGUUCGCCUUGUUCACUAUAAGUAUUGCCAUUAGCUCUUUAGACGUAUUGGAAACCGGUAGACAGGAUGGCACAUUCAAUGAUGUCAAGCUACAUAAUAUCGAAGCCACCAGGUUACAAGGAAGUAAAAUCCGAUGGAGACAGCAUGACUCCACCUGCCUCUCCUACCACGGAUCCAACCGACUCUCUGAAGAACGGCCAUAACGGAAACCAAUCAUCAGCAAAGGACGACGUCGACGGCGGUGGCGAGAACGACGACGAGAGGAAGGUACCGCGUGCCGAACGCGGUGACGUCGGCAUCGUGAAUGGGAUAUUAAAUGAUGGCAAGGAAGACAAGAUCAACAACCAGUUGAUCCUCCCGGUGGAUGAUGUCGUAACCGACGGGGCGGGGGAGAAGAACUCGCUACCGGUGGAGCGAAAGAAGGGCGUGGUCGAGAAAGGGGUGCAAGAAAGGAAGGGUGUGGUCACGAAGGACGUGAUGGAUGGUGGAGCUCAGUGUAACAAAGGUGGCGUGGAAGAGAAUGGGGCACCACCCGUCGAGUCCCAGGGACACCUGGAUCAAAGAAAAGAGAAGGCGAUGACCACCACGCACCGAGAUGUCAGCGAGGAGAACGUAUACGGGCUCAUCGACGUCAUCGAAGAAGAUAUGAUGUCGAUAACGAUUGAAGUAGGCGGGGCCACUGAUCGACUGGUAGAAAAUGUGAAGACUUUUCUUCCUCACGUGUUGUACAUGCUCAAUGAAGUGACCACACUUCGGGGCACGGUGAAUGACUUCAUCCUCGAGAAGAGAAGCCUUCAGAAGGAGGUCCGUCAGUUGAAGAAAGAGAUUGGAGAAAGGGAUGCCAAAGAUGCUACUUUUUGCUCCCCUUCUCCAGGAUAUGUAAAACUCGUUUCAAGCGUCAAUCCGAUUCUGGAUGGCAAAGGUACAGAUGGCACCGUGACGACCGAUCCGACUCAGAAGCAAGCUUCCGGUGAGGAUGAUCGGAUGAAGAAAGAACUGAAAAAACUUCGGAGCCAAAAUAAAGAGCUUCAGCGCGUGAACCAUUCCUGGGAGAAGUACGGCCAGAAUCUAUCCGCCAAGCACCAGAUCGAACUGAAGAAGAAAACUGCCCAACUGGCUGCUUCGGACGAACGUCGUAAGGAUCUCGAGAAACGAUUGGAUGAGAAGUUCAAAGAAUACGACCAGACACUUAUGCAUGCCAGGCACUCUGAAGGACAACAAAAGGCUGCUGCUGAGCAGUACAAGAAAGACCGGGAUGCCCUCGGAAAGAAAUAUGGCGACUUGACAACCAAACUGCGUGAAUGGAUCAAGGAGAAAGAGGAUAAAGAUAAUGAAAUCAAGCGACUCAACAAGGUUGUGGAACGACAGGCCGCACAGAAACCAAUCUACGCCAAUGCGUAUGCCGAAGAAGAAUUGGGAUGCACUGGUCACACCAAAGCCGCCAGGAAGUUUCCCCGGGAGGUGGUAAACGUUACGGCCGCUACCCUCUACCCGAAUCUGGAUGACGAUGUGGUGGUGGUGAUCGGGAAGGAAAAACAGGUGAGAGAGUCGACGUCACCGCGUCCGAGAUCGCCCCGCUCACCGCCCCGGUCACCCCCGGCAGAACCCCAACGCAACCCCAUGACUUUAGGAAAGGAGGAACUCAAGGGCCAGAUGGAACUCUAUCGUCAACAGAUUGAUAUUUUCCGGACUGAUUUCAUCCAAGAAAGGCGUGAUCGAGAGAAGGCAGCCGGACAGGUCGAUACGUUGAAGAAGGAGCUGGAGAAAACCAAGAAGAAACUGGAAGAAAUGCAAAAGAACCGAUUGGAACAUGAUUUGUACGGACUCGGUCAAGACUUCGUGCCGAGAAGGCCACGUGAGGAAACACAGAAGGUGCGAGGCGGAAGAAACUUAGGCUAUGGGAGACAGUAUGCCUACCAGCAGCAAUACGUGGAUCUAGAAGACAACCACGUGUACUCUGUGAUCGAUAACUAGCGAGUGAAAAAACCGCGAAGCAGAGUCUCCAACUCCGUCAACGUGGUCAUCGACCACUCUUUCCCUUUCGAGUACGCACACGGCCAGGGAUAUGGGGGCGACCAUGCAGCGGGCCCGGAAAGUUCCCGAGCCACUCUCUGUCUCCUAUUGGAAGAGGGCUUUGUAGAAACCCUCAUUACGGCACUGUCGCCGUUGGCCUUGUGUAGUUUAUGUUCCAACUUACGUGGUGUUCGUAGAUACGAACCAAAUGAGUUGCGCCAAACGUACGAUUUUCGACGAUGUUUCAAGGCAGAACGCCAUUGUUCACUUAAUACGAUAUUAAUGACCUUACGAGAAUUCCGAUAUAGUAUAUUUAAACAUACGUUGUUAUGACAUAAACACACAAAUAACAUCCCCAUUAUAUCCUAAGUCAUUCUAUCAAUGCUUAUAUCAAUGUUGUAUAGUAACAUAAAUCCCAGUAAGAAAACUCGGAAUAUUUAUCAUAAAAGUUAUUUAACAUAACUCUUGUUUAACGAGAAAGUAAACGCUAUAUUGAACGCGUGACGUGAUAUUACUAUAUUUUUAUUUACAGAACAUUUAUGUACCUUCAUAACUUUAGUUUAAUUUCAUCAUUAUUGAGAUAUUUAACGAUAGUAUUAUGAUAUAAAUUUAUAUUUUCUUGUGGAUUCUCUUGACCUAUAUCUUGGCUGUAGAAUGUCAUUAAUAGGAAUGCCCCUUUCUUUCAAAACGAAGAAAUCCAAAGUAUAUUGAAGAUGAUACCCAAAUGUUAUACAUAUUAUUAAAAGGUGUUUGGAUAUUCAAUAAAACAUAUAUAUUCAUUAAACAAACAAACAAACAAACAUAAGUUAUACAUAAUAUAUUAAGAAGGUGUUCGGAUCUUUAGUUUUGUCGGGAUAAUCAUUGGCCUUCGGGCAAUGAUCUUUUAAUACUUAAUAUUUGGCGCAGCUUAAUAUAGCCUUUCCGAAAAAUACACGAAUGAAAUCUGUUUUUAUGAAUAUUAUAUUUAGAGAUUUUGAUUUAUUUCCAGAGAUUUCUGGGGAAUUGCAUCGCGUUUUAAUAUUUUGAUGGCCAAGAAUGUCAUAUUUAUGAACACGCUUCGCGAUGGUCAUAGUAAUACCACAUUCUUGGCAAUCAAAAAUAUGUUUGUAUUCCUUCAACUGCAGGACUUAUUGUUCUCGGUACCAUCCUCAUCUCAUUGUUUUUUUUAUUUAGUAUAUACCUAUAUUUGGUUUAUUGAUGUUUUUUUUUAAUUGUUGCUAUUGUUCAUCGUUUAUUAGAAAUGCGAAGAUGAUGAGGAUGGUAUUAUUCAAAAGUGUACUGCCACUUUUACCACUUUUACCACUUGUACAACUCCUCCUCCAACUUCUUCUUCUUCUUUUUAUUCUUUUU